AUGCUAGGUAUCCAACCGCCCGUCGCCCGGCGUAUUCAAGAGCUCAGGGAGGAGGAACUUGUUACUGCCUCACGAGUUCGGUGGAUCAUGGUGUACGCCAAUGCCGUGGCCAAUGCACUAGGCAUCUUCUCACCAGCGGUUCUGCUUGUCCUCUUUGCGACCUGGCAAAGGCUUAUCAACGGCACUGACCUGGAUGCUGAGACAUCAUUCACGACUUUGAUUUUGCUCGGCAGAGUUACCCAUCCCGCUAACGUAGUCAUGACGAUCAUCCCGAGGGCUUUCAUAGCACUUGCCAGCUUCGAGAGACUCCAAGCCUACUUGACGAAACCGGAGCUGGAGGAUCAAAGAAUACAACCCACAGAACGAAUGCCGGUAGCUAAAGCGGCACUGCGCGUCGAUGGAGUCGCGGCCGGUUAUGGAGGUAUUCUUGUUCUCAAUGAACUUCGGCUAGAUUUCCGACCCGGAUCCUUCACCAUCGUGGCUGGUCCGGUGGGUUGUGGUAAGUCCACGAUGCUAAGGGUGCUCCUAGGCGAGCUCGUGCCAUCUCAAGGUUUCGUGACUUGCCAAGAGCGGCAUAUCAGCCAUUGUGCUCAGAGGCCGUGGCUGCCUGGUGGUAGACUUCGCGAUGUUAUCACAGGGUUCAAGUCAGACUUCGACCGGCAGUGGUAUCAAAAAGUAAUCGAAGCGUGCUGUCUAACACGCGACUUUAAAACCCUCGAUCUCCACGAUGAAACACAAGUAGGCAGUCGCGGGAUGAACUUAUCGGGAGGUCAGAAGCAGCGAGUGGCUUUGGCUCGAGCUGUGUUCGCCAAGAACCGAAUCAUUCUUCUUGAUGACACAUUUAGUGCUCUAGACGGGGAGACAGAGCGUCACGUCUUUGCAAAUCUACUUGGUUCAAAUGGCAUUCUUAGACGACAAGGUAUUACAAUCGUUCUCGUGUCGAGCAGUGAUAUGGUUGUUGUUAUGGGCCCCGACGGCUUUGUUAAAGAGCAGGGUCAUUGGUCGCAGAUUCAAAGACAGGUAGCUGCGAUCGACAGAUUUAGAACGCAUAAAGAAACGGGGGAAAACGGCUCAACAGAAGACAGCGAAGCUUUCAAGACAAGGAUCAAAGCUGUUAAAGAAGCGGAGGAACAAUUGGUUAAGCUACAACAUCCUUGGGCCCUCCUAGGACACUACCUCGAGUUUGCCGACCUGGGAAGCUCUAUCACCCUCUUUGCCUGUACUGCACUCUAUUCGCUGUUUAUCACGUUACCGCAGCAUUGGCUUGAGCUCUGGACCAGCUCAUCUGGCGAGCACUUUGCCUUCCACGCUGUUGGUUUGCUCACGAUUGCAUUGGUUGCUUGGACAUCCACGAGUUGUCUCAUGUGCGCACCACUGGCAUUCUUCUCGACAACAGGCACAGGUUCAAUCAUCAACCGCUCUCGAAGCCAAAGCGGGGUUGUAUGCAGCCUUCCUGGAAUCGGUAACGUGAAACUUCAGCAGACGACCUGGCAGAACGCAACAGAAGCUGACCUGGAACAGAUUGACGGACUGGAGACCAUUCGCGCGUUUGGUUGGAGCCCUCAUUCUGCCAAAUCAAAUCAGAGAGCGAUCCAGCUAGCUCAAGAUCCGGAACGGAAAGUCAUGUGUCUGCAGGUCUGGUUCAAUUUUGUUCUUGAUAUGCUGGGCUCUACCAUCGGCGUUAUUGUGAUCAUCGCUGCAAUGUGCCGGUUCGUGGCCAUGACUGGUGGUGAACUUGGUGUGGCGCUCAAUACGCUAUUUAUCACAACGGUCACUCUACAGAGGCUCAUCGAGUCCUGGUCUACGCUUGAAAACUCGCUUGGCGCAAUCUCGAGGUUGAGGAAACUCGAAGACGAGACGUCCUGGAAGGCCGAAGCAGUGCAGGGUGGUGCCCAAGAUGGCCAUGGCAAUUUUAUGGUGAAGGGCCAACUCCAUUUGAGAAAUGUCACUGCUUCAUAUCAAGCAAAUACUCUCGCACUUGAUGGCAUCAAUCUCGCGAUAGAUAGAGGACAGAAGAUUGUCAUCAUUGGCCGGACCGGCAGUGGCAAAAGUUCUCUUCUUUUGGCCUUAUUGCGGAUGCUACCUCUCACCGCGGGUCAUAUCGAGAUCGACGGCGUCGAUAUUACAUCACUGGAUUCAGACUUCCUUCGAAGACACUUCUUUGUGGUUAUUGCACAGGACCCUUUCCUCUUGCCAGAUGAAAGCCUUCGUUUCAACCUCGACGCGGCAGAAGAAGCUCUGGACUCGCAACUUGUCGAGGCCUUGAUCAAGGUUGGCCUCUGGUCCGUCUUGCAAGCGAGUGAAGCGCACCUGGCGGAAACACUAAAAGGUGACAAGACGACGCCUGAUCUCAUCCUGGACAAAAAGCUGUCAAACUUCCCCAGUCUCUCGGCCGGGCAGUCUGAGCUGUUCGCACUCGCAAGGGCUAUCGUCAAAGCAGAACGGCUACGCGAGGUCGGAUCGUACCCGGUCAUAUUGUUGGACGAGGCAACAUCAUCUGUAGACGCGGAGACAGAGGCAGCAGUACAUGCGAUUGUGGAUAGGGAGUUCAGCCAUCGUGGGCAUACGGUUCUCAUCGUCACGCAUAGGGUUGGCCCUCUGGCAGAAUACAUGAGAGCCGGGAGAGAUUUGGUUGUGAAUAUGGCUGAUGGAAAAGCCCAGCAGGCUGACAUGAAUGAAGUAGUUGAGUUGUCCACUUAG
Thyridium curvatum is the source of this 2700-nucleotide messenger RNA. RefSeq lists its product as uncharacterized. Gene Ontology annotation, biological process: transmembrane transport. The record is from RefSeq and is a predicted model, not a curated record. Gene Ontology annotation, molecular function: ATP hydrolysis activity; ABC-type transporter activity; ATP binding. The coding region runs from base 1 to 2700 and encodes 899 amino acids. The transcript has 8 exons. Lineage: Eukaryota; Fungi; Ascomycota; Sordariomycetes; Thyridiales; Thyridiaceae. Gene Ontology annotation, cellular component: membrane.